AUGGAUAAGCACACGGGCAAGACGGAGAAGGGGAAGGAGGAGGUCCACUACAGGGGAGUCCGGAGGCGGCCGUGGGGGAAGUACGCGGCGGAAAUAAGGGAUCCGUCGAGGCAAGGGGCGAGGCAGUGGCUUGGGACUUUUGAUACGGCGGAAGAAGCAGCAAGAGCGUAUGACAAAGCUGCCUUUGACAUGAGAGGACACCUCGCAAUCCUUAAUUUCCCCAACGAAUACUAUGCUCAAGUACGAGGCUCCCCACCAUAUCCUCCCUAUUUAGCAUCUUCUUCUUCUUCUCCGGCUUCUUCCUCGUCGUCUUCGUCUUCACCUUUUCAUGGUCAUGCAAGUGGAAGACAAGUUCUCGAGUUUGAGUGUUUGGAUGAUCAGGUGCUGCAAGACCUUCUUGAACCAGAAGAUCAAAAGAAGAAAAGUGGAGGAGAUUGAUACGAA
Messenger RNA from Neltuma alba, 444 nucleotides. RefSeq names its product ethylene-responsive transcription factor ERF098-like. Bases 1 to 438 code for a protein of 145 amino acids. The transcript is spliced from 2 exons. Lineage: Eukaryota; Viridiplantae; Streptophyta; Magnoliopsida; Fabales; Fabaceae. Gene Ontology annotation, molecular function: DNA binding; DNA-binding transcription factor activity. The record is from RefSeq and is a predicted model, not a curated record. Gene Ontology annotation, biological process: regulation of DNA-templated transcription; ethylene-activated signaling pathway.